Molecule: messenger RNA, 885 nt
Organism: Diaporthe citri
Lineage: Eukaryota; Fungi; Ascomycota; Sordariomycetes; Diaporthales; Diaporthaceae
Exons: 2
Coding region: 1-885 (294 amino acids)
Source: RefSeq, a predicted model, not a curated record
AUGCUGUGGUACGGCUUGGCACAUACUCUGCUCUCUUCUCUGCUGUUCUCCAGCUCUGUCAAUGCGGCCGCAACAACUGCAAUCUUCCUCUUCAAAGAUGUGCUGCAGUCCAACACGACGGCACUGAAGACGUCUGGCUUCAACACACUGCUCAUCUUCCGCAUUGGUGUGCUGGAAAACGGCGACCUGGUCUAUUACUCUACCGGCGAUGCUGGUGAGGCCGUCGACGCACCCGUUAUUACGGGCGGCGCAUACGUUGGAGGCUCAGCCCUCGCCGACAAGAUCAAGUCGUUCAAGACGGGGCAGACCCUCAUCGACCGCGUCGAGGUCUCGCUCGUCUCGCACGACGCGACCUUCGUCAACAUACGCAACCUGGUCAACGCGAACGGCACCGGUGCGGACACGCCUCUGUACCAGAACUUCGACGCGCUGAGGACGGCCUGGGACCUGGACGCCUUUAACAACGACGACGAGUCCGUCUACGACGUGAACAGCACCGUGAGCUUCGCCCAGCUGCUCGGCGGCAUCGGGUACAAGUACUCCAUCGCGCCCUACACCAACACCGGCUUCUGGGCGAGCGUCGUCCAGCAGCUGCCCGGCCUGCUCGACCGCGUCUAUCUCCAGGUCUACGACGGCGGGGCGGGCAACAACCCCGGGUCAUGGCAGGACUCCCUCGGCCUCAAGGUGACCCCUCUCGUCUGGGUCACCAACGACGCGGAGCCGAGCCAGGGCAAUACCCCUGAGCAGGCGCAGACCAAGUUUGCCAACUGGAACGCUCAGUAUUCCGUAGACGGAGGAGGAUACUGGAAUGAUUAUGAUGUAGAAAAGAUGGGGUCUUCUUACACCUCGUACGCCCAGGCGUUGACCAGUGUCUUUCAAGAAUAG